This is a messenger RNA of Durotheca rogersii, 4969 nucleotides long. Its product is annotated as Spc7-domain-containing protein. The record is from RefSeq and is a predicted model, not a curated record. The coding region runs from base 298 to 4770 and encodes 1490 amino acids. The transcript is spliced from 4 exons. NCBI's taxonomy places the organism in Eukaryota, Fungi, Ascomycota, Sordariomycetes, Xylariales, Xylariaceae. Gene Ontology annotation, biological process: protein localization to kinetochore; mitotic spindle assembly checkpoint signaling; mitotic sister chromatid biorientation.
CCAGAGUCUCGUCGGCGACGCGACUGAAUAUAUGUACCUGGUGAUGUACCUUCCAACACCACCAUACCACCACACACCUGUCGAAAUCCUCCCCAGAUCUGGAGUUGUGCCGGCUUCUUCAGAGUACCUCACGUCUACCAAUAUCAUUGCUAUAAAGCUAUCCCGGGACCAACAAGACCUCGUAGGUGCAGGACGACCCUACAUGCGACGGCAUUGCGCGUCAAUUCCUCUGGCAGCAACGCCCUUCAGAAGCCAGUAACGCUCGCAACCCCUCAGCGUGUUCGCCCCUUUGUCACAAUGUCGUCUCGAGCCGAUUCAACUGUCCCGUCUACGCGACGCCUGCGCAAAUCGACAGGGCUUUCACCUGCGAAGAAGAAGACAGAGAAAGAGAACAUCACUGUUGAUGUGGCUAGUUCUUUGGCCAGUAACGGAGGCCGAAAGAAAUCCCGAAGCAAGAGUAUGGGCCCUGGUGGAUUGGAUGCCCUGAAGCCGGGAUCUGGCAACAGACGCAUGUCGCUGGCAGCUCCUGCUCGACCACCACCAAGAUCUAUUCUGAAGCCGACGAUUCCGUUACCCGAGAUCCCCUCGUAUAAAUCCAAGCUGCCCACACGGGCCACCACAUCCUCUUCCACCGUCCAAGGAGCCGACAUGCUACCGAACCCGUUCCAGACCGACGACACCGGCUCGUCCGGCACGAAGAUCGCAGUACGCACCGAGGAGGAGCAGCAAGCCGCCGCCCGAGAAAGGGAAGAGCGCGAACGAGCUCAGCUUGAAAAAGAGAUUAACGAUCGGCGAGAGGCUCGACGGAAAUCCCUGGCCAACCGAAGAGUGUCGUUCGCCGCUGAGGCGACUCUCCACACUUUUCACGAGAUCGAAUACAUGCAAGAUUCCACAACCUCAACCGACUCUACGCGGAGAGCCUCGUCGCUUGCUGCGCGGUCGCCUGCUCCCCAGCCGGCGGGCGAAGAAGCUUCGGAUCCCCCCUCGACGCCUCCAGAACAAUCGGAGGAUGCCGACCCCGAUUCGCCGGAGAAUCAACCGGAUGUGCACCAAGGAAAGAGUCGUCGGAGCUCGGCCGCUUCCUCCCUAAACUUCAACUCAAACGACGAGACGCUAGCAUCAAGCAUCUAUAGCUCAGACUCUGAGGCGGCAGACGGUGUAAUAGAGGCACACGAAGAGAUUGGGUCGGAUUCUGGUAGCGACUCUGAUGCUGAUGGAGUGACGAUGGACCUGGGUGUCGACGAGGUUACCGGCAUGUCGGCCGUUUCUGCCAUCUCUGCGCGUUCAACUUAUUCGUCAGACUCGAGUGAUACAGUGGAUACGGCGUUACGACUCGCUUCCCAGCGAGCCGAAACUCAGAGAUUUGAUGAAGAGGAAGAGGUCAUCCCGUCAUUUGGCUGGGUUAAGAAGCCUCCGCCAGCCCAGUCGAGUUAUAUCCAGGGUCAAGAGGAUAUCCAAAGUUCGUCAAACACCAACCCUGCCAGAAGUGGCGACGACCGGGAAGAGACUGGCGCCAUGGAUAUGGACGAUGAUAUGGAUAUGGAUAUGGAGAUGACGCAUGCCGUUGGAGGCAUCAUUAAAUUCAAUGAUUCCCCUAAAGACCUCCAGGAAGAGGAAGAAAUGUCAAUGGAUGUGACUCGAGCACUAGGCGGUAUUCUCCCAGCAUACAACAAGCUACAAAAGAGACAAUCGGCUAGCCCGGAAAAAGUUGGUGAGGAUUUAGCGAUGGAGGACGCUACCAUGGAGUUCACCACGGCGGUUGGCGCCAUUCAAAAAGGUAUCCCGACCGUCGCGAAUCUCAUCGACUUUGGAGAUAACGAAAAUAACGAAGACAUGUCGAUGGAGCUUACCACCGUCAUGGGCGCCGUCCUGUCCGGGAAUAGAGCUAUACCAAAAAAGCCCCUCCAAGGCCGCCGUCGCACAAUUGCCACGGGCGAGGACGAAGCGACGAUGGAUAUGACCGUUGGCUUGGGCCGCAUUCUUCCCGGUAGCGAGAAUGUCGAGAAUGACGAGAAUGACGAGGAGGUCACGAUGGGAAUGGACAUGACCAUAGCGAUGGGUGGAAUCAUCAAAGGUCCCCCUUCAGCCAAAGACCGUACUGAGGCAAGGCAUCUCAUGGAAGAGGAAGUAGACAAGGAUGAUAACGUGCCAUCAUUGAGGUCAUCUUCGAAACGGCGUCUAUCUGAAGUUAUUGCUGGGGCAAAUGCUCCGGAAGCAGGGAGAAGUCCUGGGUUAUCUGCGUUUCAAGGCCAAGAGCUUCGUCGCAGUAUUUCCCUGCAGAAGCCGGCCGCCACGAUAGAUAGCUCGCCUGUUCGAGUCGUGCCCACUCUCAACUCGACAAGCCCCGCUAACUUAGGCACGCCAAACGCACGCGGACCUCGCACUCCGUUAAAGAGCUCUCCAUCGUCCAAGUCAAAGCCGCGCUCAGCUUCCCCUCCUAAACAUGGCUCGACCGUGUCCAACUCUACCCCCAGAUCCGCAUCCAAGAAUGGGCAGACACCGUCCAUUUUCCGUCAGGACUCUGCCACCGGCACAUCAACGCCACGGGUGAUCUUGACGCCCCAGAAUAGGCGGCUUUCGGGCGUAGGCGCUGAUAAGCCGGGCCUUGGAUCCCCGAGGGUGACAGCCAUCCUCGAUCGGCGGGGAUCCAUCAGUGAUUCAGCAGAAAGUUUUACUCCAGUCGAAGCCCCGCGAGUUGUCACCUUCGCCAAACCCCAAAUCAUAGAGGAAGAAGUUGACCGGGAGCGCCAAGAGGAAGCGGACAGAGAGCACCGGUUCCAUUUAGGCGACGCAGAUGAGGAAACCACUACUACUUUAAAAGAUAUGAUCUCUAGCAUGACACCCAAAAAAAAUCCACUCAAGGGGCGCAAAAGUCUGCAUGUGGGUAGUGCUAGGGGCCUCCUCGGCAAACGCCCAGCUGAGCUUGAGGAUGAAGACGAUGACUCAGAGUUGAGAGACGGAAUCAAACGACUCAGGAAUCAUCAGGGCAGCCCAGUCAAGAACGUGCGGCUUCAUGCGCCACCUUCCAAGGAAGAAACGACUGGGCGCGUAACUCGCUCGAGUAGCAAAACACCCGAGGAUGUAGGCGAUAGGGGAACCGGCGUGACGCCGAUGCUAUCACCGAAGAAGGCAUCCGCAAUAGCGACCUCUCCCCAGGCCAAGGCACACCCUGGAGGUCCUGAAUUCGACCGACCGGCCAUCACAAUCAACUUUGACGAGCUGUCCGUUGCAAUCGAAGAAAAUACCCACGGCGGCAACAACGGAGAUCAGAUCCACCUCCAAGACUUCCUCAACAUGACAAACAUCCGCUUCAUGGAAUUAACUACGACGAAGCGGCGCCACACCCAGGCUCCCACGGUCACGAAAGGCGAUGCUGCGCUAGAAAAGGAGGACCUCUCCCUAGAGAAAUGCGUCGUAGCGGGGGCUUGCACAGUCCCUAUGCUGGAGCUAUAUCAGCAUUCGUGCCGGGAACUCAAGAAAUACAUAUCAGAGGGCCGGAGGAUAGUUCGCGAGAUCGAAACGGAGACUCUCGAGGAGAACCCGCCGCUCUUCCGAGAAUAUAUGUCAGCAACGCCCGAGUACAAGCUCUUCAUGGACAACCAAUUCAAGAACGUGAAGACGCACGCACGACUGCUUAGCAAGGCAAUGUGGUACGAGUGGCGCAUGAAGCUGCAAGACGGCCUCAAGGAGGGCCUGGUGAAGAUAUCCGAGGGCAUGGAAGCCGACGAAGAAUUGCUCACGCGGGAACAAGACCUACUCGAGGCGGUCUUACCCGGUCUGGUGGAGCAAUCUGUAUCCUUGGAGACCGAACACGAGAGCCUCGAAUCUUGGGCGCAAGAAUUAGCAGAUUGCGACCCCGAAGAGCUACAAAGCGCCCGCUCUGAGCUUACAGAGGUCGAUGCGGACAUGCAAGAGAAAACGCGCAAGAUCGAGGAGCUCCGUGAGCAGCUCAAGGAGACGGAAACCAAGAUUAACGAAGCGACGCAGAGGAAGAAGGACUGCGUUUCGGACAUCGAGGAAGCUGAGAGGAUCCGCGAAGAAUGCAGGGGGUGGAGCUCCAACGAAAUCAACUCUCUCAAAGCCAGGGUGGAUGAGAUCGAGAAAAAGUACGGCUGGACCAUUACAGGCACGGUGGGGACUUCGCCAUCGAUGACAUACAAGAGAGAGAUCGAGCUUGUCUUCGACGUAGCCGCGUUCAAAAGCCUCAAACCGAACUCGAGAAUCGACCUGCGCUAUAUCGCAGCCAAUCGGGAGGCGAACCCAGAGCCGGGCACGCCAGAAAAGGAAUUCUUCGUGCAGUGCAUCCGGGAUCACGUGCAGGGCUUAGCGCAGGCGGAGACGAAGAUCAGCGAUCUCCUCGGCACGGUCAGCGCGUCUUGGCAGAAGGCCCGGUACGUGUCGGAGAACAUCCGCCUGGUGAACUGCACGUUCCCGACGACGGUGGUGAAGACGUCGGACUCGUCGGUCGCCGUGCGCUCGACGCUGUUCCUGCGGCCGCUGAAGACCAAGGUCGAGAUCGUGCUCGGGCUGCACGGCGGGUGCGGCGGGGGCCCGCAGGAGUCGCGGGGCGUCGAGGUGACGAUCACGCCCGAGGCGCGCGUCGUCUACGGCGAGCAGUUCAAGGCGGACAAGAUCGUUGAGUUCCUCGCGGCCGAGAUCGGGACGCGUGUGGUCGCGGACGGCGAGCGCGUCGGCAGCGGCAAGGUGGACGACUGGAGCAACGCCGUCGUCAAGCUGUACGAGAAGCUCCUCGCGAGCGGGAAGAAGUGAAGGCGGCGCUGGGGAGGGAGGGCGCGAAAAUACACGUUGCUGCAGCUUUCGGGCAUCUCUCGACGACGCGAGCAUUUCGCCACGAAAUUAUGACUUUUGCUUUGGUACGGAACGUGUAUGGGGGGUGCGGGUGCGGUUCGGAUGGGGGUGGUGAGAAGGCGUCGGUCGGUUGCAAAGGCCCGGAAGGGCUCGUAGCUUC